This is a messenger RNA of Daldinia vernicosa, 2060 nucleotides long. RefSeq names its product general substrate transporter. Gene Ontology annotation, biological process: transmembrane transport; carbohydrate transport. Gene Ontology annotation, molecular function: carbohydrate:proton symporter activity. NCBI's taxonomy places the organism in Eukaryota, Fungi, Ascomycota, Sordariomycetes, Xylariales, Hypoxylaceae. Gene Ontology annotation, cellular component: membrane. The transcript has 5 exons. Bases 134 to 1828 code for a protein of 564 amino acids. The record is from RefSeq and is a predicted model, not a curated record.
GUAGAUCACCCCCCUCUCAUGUAGGCUUUUAGAAAACCUCUCACAACAUUGGCGAUUGUUCUCACAAGAGGCGACGCAUGUAUACGUCUGAGUGAGUAGUGACAGAAUCGACCUUGUAUUGCUCCAAGCAAGAAUGGCCAAGAUAGAGAGGCUUCCCGGCACUAAUGUAGCUAACUUCUUAGAGAAGCGACAGCUGCUUAUUGCGAUCAACUGCAUCGCUGCGCUGUCUAUCUUCUUUUUUGGAUAUGAUCAGGGUAUGAUGUCUGGAGUGAACAACUCUAAGGACUAUAUCGAUCUCAUGGGCCUCGGAUAUGUCGAUCCUGACACAGACGAACCUAUUAUCACGGACAGUUUACUACAGGGCGGUAUCGUCUCCGUCUACUACCUGGGGACUUUAAUUGGGUGUCUAGGCGGAGGAUGGGUUGGCGAUAAAAUCGGUAGAAUAAAGACUAUCGCCUUAGGAUCGGUAUGGGCCGUUAUAGGAGCAAGCUUGCAGUGCUCGGCCAUGAAUCACAACUGGAUGAUCUGCGCUCGCGCUGUGAACGGCAUCGGAACUGGUAUCCUUAAUGCCAUCGUCCCUGUCUGGGCGACUGAAACGGCAGAACACACUUCGAGAGGGCAGUUCAUCGCUAUCGAGUUUACCCUAAACAUCUUCGGUGUUGUCGUAGCUUACUGGCUCGAAUUCGGCUUGUCGUUCAUCGAUAAUGGCAAUUCGGCACUCCGAUGGCGAUUCCCCAUCGCAUUCCAAAUCAUCCCGCUCCUCGUACUCCUAGGAGCGGUCUGGUUCUUCCCGGAAUCGCCUCGAUGGCUUGCCAAGGUUGGGCGCGUUGAAGAAGCCCGCUUCAUCCUGCAUCGACUAAGAGGAUCGACGGGAGAGGAUCUUCAGAGGGCCGAGUCGGAGUUGCACGACAUCACUAACAUCGUCGCCCUCGAAUCCAAAGAGUCUCAAAAGAACUCGUAUCUACAUAUGCUUUUUGGCAUCGGCUCGGGCGAGUUGCACACCGGACGACGUGUGCAACUUGUCAUCUGGCUGCAGAUUAUCCAGGAAUGGGUUGGUAUCGCCGGUGUCACCGUUUACGCGCCUACUAUCUUUCGCAUAGCCGGCUUCGACACAUUUAAGAGCCAGUGGAUUAGCGGUCUGAACAACAUCUUCUAUAUGUUCGCUACUCUCGUCUGCGUCUUUACUUUGGAUCGUAUCGGCCGUAGGUGGACUUUGUACUGGGGUGCUGUCGGUCAAGGAAUCGCCAUGUUCCUUGCCGGCGCCUUUUCUAAGCUGGGCCAAGAUGCGACUGCGAACGGCGAACUGGAUAAAGCCAGCUCUUACGGAGCAGCAGCGGCAUCUUUCGUAUUUAUAUUCACUUCCGUCUUCGGUGCAACCUGGUUGACGGUGCCUUGGUUAUACCCUGCCGAGAUCUUUCCUCUCCAGGUCCGAGCAAAGGGGAACGCCUGGGGUGUCGUCGGCUGGUCGAUUGGAAACGGAUGGCUGACGCUUCUGUGCCCGGUCAUGUUUUCGAAUAUUGGUUCCACGACGCUACACAUCUUCGGUGCGUGCAACAUACUAGCUAUUCCAAUCGUUUGGGCUCUCUACCCUGAGAGUAACCAGCGGACGCUAGAGGAGAUGGACCUCCUUUUUGCAGCACCCACUCCAUGGGUUUGGGAUGCCGAGAAGACAUUUGCGCGACUCAAGGAAGAGCGGCCAGACCUUAUUCAGGCUGCUAAAAGAGGCGAGCAUGUCGUCGACCCUGAGGCUGGAAUCCUAGCGCGCCCCGCAACUCCAAAGAACGAGACGGCUAUCCAUACGGAAAGCGAGGAAAAUGCGUCCCCAUAGAUAGACUAUUAUCUCCAACUACAGUGAGGCAUGUCACCUUUCGGCACGGUUAAUCAUGAUUUCACCAUCUUCUGGCAUCUUUAGAGGAUCGGUAUAAAUAAGACGGGUGCUUAAGUAUAAUAAGGAGAGUGAUCCAGAAACACAUAGACUCCAGCUGUCUAAGACUAGAAUUGGUGAAGAGUAUCGAUACCCCUGGACUUUAGCGUAUAGCCUGAAUCAAUUAUAUUUCUAC